Molecule: messenger RNA, 4155 nt
Organism: Liolophura sinensis
Lineage: Eukaryota; Metazoa; Mollusca; Polyplacophora; Chitonida; Chitonidae
Product: aquaporin AQPAe.a-like
Exons: 7
Coding region: 102-896 (264 amino acids)
Biological process (GO): transmembrane transport; water transport
Cellular component (GO): plasma membrane
Molecular function (GO): water channel activity
Source: RefSeq, a predicted model, not a curated record
GAUAAUGGCAGUUCUUCCAUGCUCAAAGAGUUAAGAACUGUGGAAUUCUGGAGAGCAUCUUUGGCCGAAUUUCUGGCAACGACUUUAUUCGUAUUUGUGGGAUGUGCUUCGACGAUAGGAUUGGCUGCCGAACCUCAAGUGCCAAUAGUUCGGAUCGCUUUCACUUUCGGUUUAGCCAUUGCCGCAAUGAUCCAAGCCGUCGGUCACGUGUCUGGAGGCCACAUAAACCCUGCUGUGUCUGUAGCCAUGCGAUAUCACUCAGUAUCAGUCCGCUAAAAGCCUUGUUUUACGUCGUCUCCCAGAUAACAGGGGCUAUUUGUGGCGCUGCUAUUUUGUAUGGUAUAACCCCACCAAGCGCACGUGGUAACCUUGGAGUAAACAACAUCGACUCGUCGUUGACACCUGCUCAGGGUUUCGCCAUGGAGCUGAUGCUGACCUUUAUCUUGCUGUCUGUGAUAUAUGGGACGACGGACUCUAACCGUGUAGGGUACGGGAGUGUGUCCCUCUCCAUCGGACUCGCCGUUGCUUUAGCCCAUUUGGCUGCGAUUCCUUAUACUGGGGCCAGUAUGAACCCAGCACGAUCCUUCGGCCCUGCCGUCAUCAUGCGCAGUUGGGACAAUCACUGGGUGUACUGGGUUGGUCCAAUCGCUGGCGGGGCUCUUGCUUCUGUAAUCUAUAAAUAUGUCAUCUCCCCUUACCGCGGUAUCAAGAGUGUGGAUCAAGCCAUCAGAGAAAUGCUUGAGGAUCAGAGAGACCUGCCCGUUCCACCUGACUUCCACGUGGUUGUCUCCCCUGGUUUAGCGGUCGGUAAUGGCAACGCGAAGAUCGAGACAGGCACGUAUCGGCAGAUGGGUUCAACCAAUCAGGGCUUCGAGAUGACGGAGAAAGCGGAUUGAGUUUCAAACCUCGGCAAAAUUUGAAUGCAAGACUAACGAACUUCCGAGAGAUUGGAACGAAAACUAACGCUAUCUACCUUACGACAAUCACCAUUUCCAUGGUUACGCUUGUAACAGAAAAUCCUUGCAAAUGGCGUUUCUAUGAAAUUCGAAGUGCCUGACUUUCUUAGUACGUCUAUGAAAGCUUUUUGUUCAUGAAACCUGCGUCAUUUUGUCACACAUUCUUUUGUCUUUUCUCAAAGGGACAUCCUUUUUUUUUACGUACAGCCUUCUAUUUUUUUUGUAAGACACUCAUCAGUGUUGUGUAAACGAUACCAUAUUCCGCUCACCUACUGAUUAAUUUACCUUGUAAAAAAAGAGAACAUUCCGAAGAAACUGUAAAUAACGAUAUGAGAAUUUUGAUUAAGAAAGGUAAAAUUCAUUAAGAGUCCCCUUAACUACGUGAAUUUGACCACAAGGGUAGUAUUGAACAGGUAACCGUAGAUAACAUCUUGAAUGUUUCGCGAUUUGAGUGAUACAAUGUAUGCGAGAAUUAUUUCAGUAGUUGUUUGAUUAAGAAAAGCAAAGGAACUGUGUUUCACACAUAUAGAUCAUAUACUUUUUCACACUAUUUUGGUUUGUAGUUCACGUCACCAUGUCGUGGAACAGUAGCCUUAGUAGACGUUAGCAACUUUUUUUUCUUUAUAAGCAGGGCGAGAAAAUACUUCUAAGAAUUCAUACGUAAAUUAUGUAACUCUCCUUUCGGAGCUCAGUCACUUGAAAUUCAGGUUUGUUUAAACUGUGUCAAGAAUUAAUAAGUGUAACUGUUCAGAAAUGCAAAUCUUAACAGUAAUUGUGAAUGUAUAUAGAUGGAUUGCGCUGUGAUCUGUAACUGGGCAUAUAAUCAAGCAUUUGGUCUUCCUAGUUGAGCUUAAGCCCGCGUUAUUUCGUAUCGGUAUUAUAGAGUUAAUACUAUUGUUAUAGUGUAUAUCAGCUAAAUCCUUUUCAAUUUUACAGCAUCGUGAAAUUACCGUUAGGAUGAUAUAUUUCAAAUCCAUAAAUGCCACUUUUUCAUGUAAAGACUUUCAAGAUUCCUUUUUAAUUAGGUAAACAGAUUACAGAUAUCACCAUUUUGUUGGUGAUACAUUAUACCUUACAAUAACGCGUUAUUUUAAAAAAAAAACUUUGUCAACGUGUAUCCAUCUAUGCAUAUAAAUAUGUUAACUGUAACUCAUCUAAAGAUGACCAUGUUUUAUCUCUGGCCAAACAAUUCCGUUGUCCAGUGCACACAGUGAAUGAAUCACCCUGAGAGAUAUAAUUAAGAUGUACGGUAUAUAGAGAAAAACCAGAUCAGUGCUGAUAGUGUGAUUAUUGGCAAAUGGUCACACGUAACCGGUGAAAUUCGGCCUCUUGUCAAUUUACCUCAGUCUGUUCUAACUGCUCAUGUAAAUGCUUCAAAAAGUAGCAGAUUACACGCCCCCUAGAACCAUGGUUUAAAAGCAAAAAUUAGUUUAAAAAAAUUAAGUGAUAUUAAUUUCAAUUUAUUAUACGUCACUGGUUUAGAAUUAUUUAGAAUUGUGUAUUGCCAUCACAUUUAACAAUAAUAUAUCGAAUAUAAUAUAAUUAAGACGCACAUUAACACCAUAAAAUUCUUUUGUUAGAGAUCCAUCAUGGCCGCGAUUGCAAAUCAUCUACACCCAUUUAGUCUUUUUCGCAAAGUAGAUAUAUUUACACAUAUUUACGGAUACGUGCAUGCCAGUAAUAAUCCAGAAGUUAUUGUUUCUCACAUAAUAGCGUUCUACUGUUGUUGGUUACCUGCAACAAAGUGUGUAGUAACGCUGUCAAGAAAUAUUGCUGCUGGAUAAUCCUACUUAAUAUAUUAUUAUUAUUAUUAUUAUGCCGUUGUCAGGUUAUUGUUUGAACAUUGUAAGUAUGUAUAGGAAAACCGUUUUUCUCCGUUUAGAGCGAGGCCAACCAUUCAGACGAACAAAACAGCAUCGUGAACAAUACACCAAUCAAUAGAUCAAGAUAUACAUAAACAGUCUGAACAAAGCAGUAAAACUUACAAGCUGCAUGGCGAACAAAACAACAUAAAUAACGAACAAUACAGCAUAAUGACUGUAACAGCAAGGUGAACAAAAAUAUCCCUCAAACAAUAACGAAACCUGCAAGAUGUAGAAUUCAGAAAGACGAGGGCAGAGCAUAGGGUGUGUCUGUUGGACAGCUCUACAUUAAAGCCUUUCAUGGGAAGCCUUCGUAAAUUCGCGUUUACGUUUUAAUUUAUGUAUGUUCGCAGCGAAGUAAAACAACUAUUUGUGAGCUUAACAAGUUGAAGCCGUGCGUAUCCAUUCCAAACUUACCGAUCUCUAAUAACAUGGCAAAUUACUUUUAAUAUCCAAACAGUUGCGGUAGAAAUGUGCAAAUCUCGUGACUACAACACCUCAAUGAGAUUCUCUCAUUUACGAGAGCUUUGAGAUUUUCACGCACAUGCUCUCCUUUUUAAUUAGGAGUAUCUUCGUUUUGUAGAAUACAUUUGCCUUAAUUUAAAAAAAAAAAUCAGUAGACUUGAUUUUCGUUGGCGACGCAAAAUCGUGCGAAAAAUGAUUCUCUCAAUUACGUGAACCUUGAGGUUUUGACGCACAUGCUCUCCUUAAUUAGGCGUACUUCCGUUUUAUCGAACACGUUUGCCCUAAUUUUAAAAAAAUCGGUAAACUUGAUUUUCGUUGGCCGCAUAAAAAGGGCGCCAAAACUGAGAUUCUCUCAAUUACAUGAACUUUAGAUUUUGAUGCAUAUGUUCACCUAUUUAAUUAGGCACACUUCCGUUUUGUAAAAUACGUUUGCCUUGAUUUUAAAAAAUCGGUAAACUCUAUUUUCGUUCGCACAUAAAAUGGUGCGAAAAUGUGUUACAAACACCACUUAGUGGUGCAUUAUCUGCAACACGUGCGCACGUGAUUGACGAUAGCAACUCGGCGCAGAAAAUGUGACGUAUUUCACUGGAAAGGAAAAACAAUGAAUGAUUGCGGCUUGUCGCCACAUCGGCAAUAUUUCAUCCAUAUCGUGACAAAAAGUACAAGUUUGCCUAAACGAAGAGUAACUGGCGUCGAUUCUACAAAACCCUUUUUGACUUCAGCCAAAAUUUAAAAACUUAGUUUCUGGUACCUAAAGUUGAAAUAUUGGAUAUAUUUGUCUUAAGAUAACAGCGAUGAAGGGGAGAAAUUUUCAAUUUCUAAAGCCCAAAUGUAAGUUUUAAGAUCGUAUUUCAAAUUUUGACUUGUGGAAU